Aspergillus nomiae NRRL 13137 is the source of this 1182-nucleotide messenger RNA. RefSeq names its product putative aminotransferase. The record is from RefSeq and is a predicted model, not a curated record. NCBI's taxonomy places the organism in Eukaryota, Fungi, Ascomycota, Eurotiomycetes, Eurotiales, Aspergillaceae. The transcript has 7 exons. The coding region runs from base 1 to 1182 and encodes 393 amino acids.
AUGACUUUCGAUAUCGCACAGGCCCGGUCUCGCUUUCCGGCACUGAAGCAGGAACAGGUCUUCUUGGACAAUGCAGGGGGUAGUCAAGUCUUGGACACAGUGAUUGAGUCUAUUACAUCGUACCUCACAAAUACCAAUGUCCAACUGGGGGCAACGUACAAGACUUCAAAGCUGUCCACCGCUGCAUUUACGAACGGAUACGAAGCAGCGGCGAAGUUCAUCAACGCAAAUCCCGAUGAGAUCUGCCUUGGUGUUUCAACUACGCAGCUAUUGCACAAUCUCUCCACGGCUUUGAAGUUCCAGCCGGGUGACGAGCUCAUUCUCUCCAAAUUGAACCACGAGGCCAAUUCCGCCGCCUGGGUCAGGAUCGCACAACGACUAGGAUUAGAGGUGAAAUGGUGGUCCGCUUCCAACCCGCAGAACCCCGUCUGCGAUCCGAAUGACUUGAAACAGUUGGUCUCGGAGAAAACGCGACUCGUAGCUUGCCCGCAUACAUCGAAUAUCCUUGGAUCCAUCGUGGACGUCAAGGGAAUUGCGAAGGUCGUGCAUCAGUACCCGCGGGCCCUGCUCUGCGUGGACGGCGUGGCACUUGCGCCUCAUCGCCAAGUCGAUGUCAAGGAUCUCGAUGUCGACUUCUACGCCUUCUCAUGGUACAAGGUCUAUGGACCCCACAUCGCACAGCUGUACGCCUCAUCGCGUGUCCAUGACCAGAUCGACACCCUAGGCCAUUUCUUCAAAGGCACGGACACCCUCGACCUGAAGCUGAACCUGGCGUCCGCCACUUACGAGAAUGUCCAGAGCAUCCCACGAGUCGUCGAGUACUUCGAGCCUGAUGUGUCUGCAUUGUGGGAAAAGAUCGCCGCUCAGGAGGAAAGGCUGCAGCAGAUUGUCUUGGAUUUCCUCAACGCUAACGAUCGGGUCACUGUCUACGGAGAGCGCUCUGCGGAUCGGAACCUCCGUGUCCCCGUUAUCAGUUUCACGGUGCGGGGUACCAAAAGCCAAAGAGUGGUAGAGGAGGUCGAAAAGCGAUCUGCGUACGGGUUCCGGAGUGGACAUAUGUACAGUCAUCGAUUGAUCAACGACAUCAUUGGUUUGGAGGACGUUGAGGAUGGGGUGGUGCGGAUCAAGGAAGAGAUGACUGGGUUGGUCAAGGUUUUGGAGGAAGUUAUUGCCAGCUUGUAG